GCCCAGAAGAUCUCGCGCAUACUCGAGCUGUUCGCGGAGAAGUACUGCCAGGACAAUCCGGGCAAGUUUUCCCACCCGGACUGCGCGUUCGUGCUCUCGUUUUCCCUCAUUAUGCUGCAGACGGACCUCCACAACCCUGGGGUGAAGAAGAAGAUGAGCAAGGACGACUUCAUCAACAACAAUAGAAAAAUCGACGACGGGAAGGACCUCGACCGGAGCUACUUGGAGUCUUUGUACGACUCCAUCGCCACAAACCCCAUGUCUCUGAAGGAGGAUGAGGACGCGAAGUCAAAACUGGACUCGAAGGCCGCGCCGGCCGCCCUCGGGGGCUUUGCCCCGUGUCCGCGCCUGGAGCUCGGCGUGCGGCAGGGAGGGAGCCUGCGGCGCGAGAUCAGCACGGAGCAUGGCGGCCUGAGAAGCGCCCACGACGGCCUCAGCUACAGGCGCGGCAAGCGGAGUGAGGCGGCGAUCGAGACCAGGCGCAAGGCCCUCCAGUUCAAGCACGACUUGAGGGAGACUGGCAACCAGCUCCGAGACCUCGCACAUAUCGAGGACCAUCCCUCGGAGAACUCAUCGGACGCCAUUGAGGAGGCGCAGAAGGAGGUCCUAGGCAGGAUCACGGACCUUGAGCGCACGAGGCAAGAGAUAGCAGAGAGCCGGGAGGAGCUCGCCGAGAGACACGUUCGGCAGCAGUUCGAACUGCUGAGGCAGGAGUUCGCGGCUCAAAUAGGCCAGGCCGCCGACGAGAUGAGGAGGCUGGAGAACGAGAAUCAGCGUCUUCAGCAGCAGGUGGCAGGAGGCCUCGCGGCAAUCCCGCAGGCGAUCGAGCGGAUGGGCGAGCAGAUCCGGGGCGCAUCGAGUAUGGGCCCAGCCGCUCACGGUCUCGUCGACACGAAGGGGAUCGGCAAGCCCACGACGAUGGGCGACGAUCAAGAGAAGUUCGGCGCUUGGAAUCGCAAGAUGGAGAACUACGUGAUCGGCGUGUACGGAGAGAGUUUUCGUCCCGUUCUUCGGUGGGCUGCAGAAGCCGAACGCCCCGUGACGAUCGCGGGGGCUCAGGCGGCGCACGACGGAGUGCCAGAGCUGGAGACAAAGGUCAACCAGCUGUACGCGGCGCUGAUCAGCACGACGGCGGACGGGAGCGAGAGCAACGACCUCGUGACGGGCGCUCCCGAUGGGAACGGUCUCGAAGCCUGGCGGAAGCUCCACCGCAGGUGGGAUCCGACGACAGGUCCGAGGAAGAGGCUGAUCCUGAGGUCGAUCAUCUCGCCUCCGAAGUGCAGCGCGGACGAGCUGGGGUCCGCCUUAGAGAAGUGGAUCCAGCAGAUAGGCAGGUACGAACGCCGCCAAGGAGAAGAUGGUCUAGCCGAGCUGCCGGAGGAUAUCAAGAUGGCGGCUCUCGAGAUGCUCGUCCCUCAGGACAUCGAGAACCACCUCGUCCUCAACAAGCAUCGGCUCGAAACGUUCCAGGACAGUCUGAACGAGGUGAUGACGAUCGUGGAGGCUCGGACCGGCGUGAAGAUCAAGGAGCCAUCGAUCCGUGCGCGGGCGCAUCAUCCGGACGACAUGGACGUCGGGUCGUUCGGAGCCCCGAAGGGCAAAGGCAAAGGCAAGGGCAAGGACGGCAAGAGCAAAGGGAAAGGCAAGACUCAGGAGCCGAAGGGGAAGAGCAAAUCGACGAACGGAUCAUACUCAGGGCACACGGCACCUCGAUACACCAGCGGGCGCUUCGACGGCUACUGUCGGAACUGCGAGAGAUGGGGCCACAAGGCAUCCGACUGCUGGAAGAAAGAGCAGGGAUCGAGUUCGAGGGCUGGAACUGGAUCCGCAACGGGGGCAAGCGCUGGUGGUAAAGCCGGUAGCCGCGGCGGCAAGGCCGGCGGCAAGGCGGCAGGCAGCCUGGAGGAGGAGCCUGAAGCGGAGGUCGCCGCUCUGGACAUGGGCAGCCUGGACUGCCUGGAGCUCGCCAGCGGCAGCGGCCGCGGCGUAGCGGACGACUGGAUGAAGUUCAACUGGGACAGCGGUGCAGCUAUCUCAGCAUUCCCUCGGAGCUUCGCGCCGCCGACGGGAAUGAAGGGCAACGGCAGCACGUAUCGCACGGCCAGUGGUGAGCUCGUCCCGGACGAGGGCAGCUUGCAGCUCAAGGCGGAGGACGAGUACGGAGUGCUACGAGCGCUCAAGGGACGCGUGACGAACGUGCACAAGCCGUUGAUCUCGGUGGGGCAGGCAGCAGGAGCUGGACAGUGUUCAUUCCUGGGCCGCAAUGGCGGCUGGAUAUUCCACGAGAAGAGCCCAAUCGGCAAGCGCGUGGUAGGCAUGCUCGAGAAGGAGGCGAAGGCGGCGAAGCACCAGAUGCUGCCGGUCUAUCGCGAGCAGGGCGUCUACAACUUCUACCUCAAACCGCCGGGUUUUCAGCCAGCGGCAGCUGCUGCGGCCGACGCUUUGCCAGCUGCUCCUGACGGACAGCAGGCCGACGAGGGCGAGGAGGAGGCUCGCCCGAGAGUGCUGAAGGCACCUCAUGAGCCCUCUCAGAGGGAGAUCGCCGAACACGAGGCGAUGGGACACGCGACUUACCGCAGCUGGUGUCGCGUGUGUAUUGCGGCAAAGGGCCAAGGCCAGCCGCAUCUCCGCGCACCAGAGGACGACGAGACAGCGGUGCCGGUGGUCUCGUCCGACUACGCCUUCAUGGGCCAGGACGACGCGGACACCAUGCCGAUGCUGGUCCUUAGGGAUCGGCGCUCGAAGAUGAUGGCGGCGACAUUCGUGGAGAAGAAGGGCGACGACGCCUACGCCAUCAAGUUCUUCGCACGCUUCUUGCGGAUCCUGGGCUACAGGAAGAUCGUCAACAAGUCCGACGGCGAGCCAGCGAUCCUGCUGGUCAAGAGGCGUGCGGUGGAGGAGGUUCCUGGCCUCGAGGCCAUUCCCCAGGAGUCGGCACCGGCCGAUCAUCAGGCCAAUGGGGAGAUUGAGGUCACGGUGCGCGAGAUCAAGAAGCAGGUGCGGGCGCUCAAGAUGGACCUGGAGUCCAAGCUGGGCGUCAAGGUGGAGGACAAGCACCCGGUGCUAGCGCACCUGCCGGAGCACGCCGCAUCGGUAAUCAACCGAUACCGGCGCGGCCAGGACGGCAAGACCGCUCUUCAGCGGCUCACGGGACGGCAGUGGAGGAAGCCGGUCCCGCUCUUCGGCGAACGCUUGAUGGCGCGGUUCGCCGGGGAACGCGUGAGGAAGAACGCGCUGGAGGAGCAGAUGGUGGAGGCUCGCUACAUCGGCCACCACCCGCGCGACGGCUCGAUGAUGGUCAUCACGAGCGACGGCGUGAAGAAGGCGGUCGGCUUCCGCAGCCUGCCGCAGAGCGAGAAGUGGAUCACGGCGGGCUGGGAUGGCCUGAAGGGCCUGCCGUGGGACGUGGCUCCGCGUGCGGCAAGCGCGCCGCGGGCCAUCGUCGGACCUGGAGAGGUCGGUCCGUCACCAAUUGUGGUGGUGUCGCCGCAGCCGCAGGCGCCGAGGAGGAUGUACGUCCUCAAGGCGGACGUCGAGCGGCUGGGCGCAACGCCGGGAUGCCCAGGGUGCGUCUCGAUCGCUAAGCACGGCCGGGUGCUGGCUGGCCACGCGCACAACGCGGUGUGCAGCAAGAGGAUCUUCGAAGCGCUGGACGCGGAGGAGGCAGGCCGGGAGAGGACCGGCCAGUAUCGAGAGCGGAGGCAGGGCCAAGAGGCCAGAGUCCGACCGGCGGCAUCGGCCGCGGCAGGGACCCCUCCGCCGAAGACGGCUCGGAGGAUCACCGAGCCGGUGGCAGCGGCGGCAGCGGCAUCGGCCGCGCCGGCCGCGACCCGCUCGGCAGCAGCGCCAGCCGUGGCAGCCACGGCGGCGCGCCGGCGAGAGAGCCAGCCGGUAGCACCGGGCUUCGGCGUGGCGGCUCCUUCAGGAGGAGCGAGCUCCAGUUCGGGAGCAGCGCGAGCGGCAGAGGCCGCCGCGGAUGUCGACAUGACCGCGGCUAGGUCGCGGCUGAAGCGCUCGGCAGAGGUGGCCCCGGAUGAUGUGCCGGAGGCCCUCGAGCGCGGUGAUCCACAGCCGGCAGACGUGCCGGUACCGGUGGACAUGGAGGAUCUCGCGGCGCAGCCGGCACCGGCGCUCGGAGUGCUGACGAGAGCGAAGGCGGAGUUGCUCCCGCUCGUUCGCGAACAGGUCAGUGGCCAUUGGGCCAGCGUCGGCGUGGACAUCGCCGACGAGGAGGUGGACAGCAUCGCCCUAUCGGCGUUGCAGCUGGGCGCCGUGGACGUGGCCGAGGUGUACUCGCCACAUCGGUUCUCGGCUCGGGCAGCGGAAUUUCAGCUGCGCCCGGGCUUCGCGGCGGACCUGGAGGAACUCAAGGAGGACGGGGCGCCGUGGGACUUGCGGCGCCCCGAAGAUGUCAAGGAGCUCGAGAAGCAGCAGGAGCGGAUGGAUCCCAUCCUGCUCACGGGGUCCCCUCCAUGCGAGAAGUUCAGCUUGCUGAGGGGCCUGAGCGCCAAGUUCAGGACCGAUGAGCAGGAGGCGGCUGAGAUGGAGGAGGCCAGACACCACCUGAAGGUGGCAGUCGACACCUACUGGCGUCAGCUCAGGAAGCCAGGCAGGUACUUCUUGCAUGAGCAUCCCUGGAGCGCGCGAUCGUGGAAUGAGGACAUCGUCAAGGAGCUGGUCGCGCAUCCAGGAGUCUUCACGGUCAAAGGCCCCAUGUGUCGGUGGGGCAUGAAGCUCACGAACCCCCGCAAUGGCCAGGAGGAGUUCGUGCGCAAGGAGACCGGAUGGGUCACCAACCAUCCAGGCCUAGCCCGGAGGCUGCAGGGCACUUGCAGCAAUGUGGACGGCCGCGCGGAAUGGCAUCGCCACAUCACGCUCGUGGGCGGCAUCGCGCGGUUCGCGAAGGUCUAUCCACCGAAGUUGGUGGAGGCGGUGCUGGAGGCGGGCCUUGUGGCCCAGGCUCGCACGGUCGAGCGCGAGUGGGUCAAGAAGCAGGAGCUGAUCGAGAUCGUCCCGAGGUCUCAGGCUUUCGCCGAGACUGGGCGUCCGCCCAUCCCACUCAAGUGGGUCGACACGAACAAGGGCGACGCGGAGAGGCCCAACUACAGGAGCAGGCUCGUCGUGAAGGAGAUCAAGGCGAAGAAGCGCCCGGACGAGCAGCUGGAGGCGUCCGAGGUCUUCUCGGCCAUGCCUCCUCUGGAGGCCAUGCGGUCGCUGGUCUCGCUGAUGGUCACGUGGACGCGGGAACCACCGCUCCACAUUCAGGAGUCGCUUCGCAAGAAGGGAAGGAAGCCGGGCAACUUCAAGAUCGGCUUCUUCGACAUCAGCAGGGCGCACUUCUACGGGAAGGCGCAGCGGAGGAUCUUCGUGGAGCUGGAGGAGGAGAGUCGCAAGGAGUACGGCGAGGACAAGUGCGGCCUACUCCUCAAGUCCUGGUACGGCACGCAGGACGCCAGCAAGAUCUGGCAGGGCGACUACACGGAGCUGCUGGAGGAAAACGGCUACAAGGCGGGCGUGUCGUGCCCAGCGGUCUUCUACAAGGAGGUGGACGAGACGAGGCUGCUGGGGCACGGCGACGACUUCGCGGUGCUGGCUCAGCAGCAGGACAUCGACAGCUUCGAGGCCACGCUGGGCAAGAAGUACGAGUUCAAGAAGAUUGCGAACCUAGGCUUCGACGAGGGCGAUGACAAGCAGGCGGUCUUCCUGAAUCGGGUCAUCGAGGUCAGUGCGGGAGUUCCGCCUGGCGGUGGCCGGCCCUGCCGGCAUGCGAUGAUCGAGCCGGACAAGCGGCGCGCGGAGAUCGUGAUCGACGAGUUGGGUCUCAGCAAGGCCAACGGCGUGGACGCGCCGACGGAGAAGCGCAGCGCCGACAAGCAGAUGAUGGAUGCGAAGUCGGCGGCGUUGGGAGCAGCGGAAGCUUCGCGCUUCCGAUCCCUCACCAUGAGGGUGGCCUACCUGUCUCAGGACAGGCUGGACUUGGCUGAGGCAUCGAAGACGCUCGCCAGGUCCAUGCAGACGCCAACGGAGGCGAGCUGGCUCAUGCUCAAGAGGGUUGGCCGCUACCUCAAGCGGCAUCCUAGCACGGUGACGGUUUUCACGGAGCAGAAGACGUUCGACAAGAUCCGGGUGUACGUGGACUCCGAUCAUGCAGGCUGUGCAGUCACGCGGAAGAGCACCGGAGGCUUCGUGGCGAUGCUGGGGCAUCAUGUAGUCAAGCACGGCAGUAACCUGCAGUCGACGGUUUCAUUGAGCAGCGGGGAGAGCGAGUACUACGCCCUGGUGAAGGGCGGGAGCGUGGGCCUAGGCCUUCACAGCCUCUUCGCGGAUUGGGGGCUGGACCUGAAGGUGGAGCUUGCCUCGGAUUCAUCGGCGGCCCGGGGCCACGUCCAACGGCGAGGUCUCGGGAAGAUGCGGCAUGUUCAAUCACGGUACUUGUGGAUCCAGGAGCGUGUUGGCAAGGGCGAUCUCUCGAUCGCUGCAGUUCCUGGCAAGAACAAUGUCGCGGACGUGCUGACCAAGAGCGUGGGUGGCUCCCGGUUGAGGAGACACAUGGCCACGCUGAACAUCUGGGAUCGGGCACCGAGUUCGAAUCAGAAGGACAUCAAGUGA
This is a messenger RNA of Prorocentrum cordatum, 6609 nucleotides long. The record is from the annotation of a GenBank genome assembly. NCBI's taxonomy places the organism in Eukaryota, Dinophyceae, Prorocentrales, Prorocentraceae.